This is a messenger RNA of Anarrhichthys ocellatus (wolf-eel), 3248 nucleotides long. RefSeq names its product solute carrier family 17 member 9-like. Gene Ontology annotation, molecular function: transmembrane transporter activity. Bases 28 to 1506 code for a protein of 492 amino acids. Gene Ontology annotation, biological process: transmembrane transport; ATP transport. The transcript is spliced from 12 exons. NCBI's taxonomy places the organism in Eukaryota, Metazoa, Chordata, Actinopteri, Perciformes, Anarhichadidae. The record is from RefSeq and is a predicted model, not a curated record. Gene Ontology annotation, cellular component: membrane.
UUCAGGAAGGACACCAGCGUUGCUCGGAUGGCUGACACAUCAGGAGACGGCAGGGAGGACUUCAAUGGCUCUCCACUGGUUGUUAAAGUUUACACAGCUAAUGGUUUGACCAGAGAGACGACAAAAUACCAAAACCUGUGGCCAAGACCGCUGGCUCGAAAAUGGAUCCUGAUGCUGUUCAUAGGCUCAUGCCUCCUCUACUGUUCCAGGAUGGCCAUGCCAAUCUGUGCAGUGUCAAUGGCAACCUCUUUCCACUGGAGUAAGAUCGAUUCCGGGCUGGUUCUGGGUGGAUUCUUCUGGGGUUACUGUUUCACACAGAUCCUGGGUGGACAUGCUAGUGACGAGGUUGGAGGAGAGCGUGUCCUGUUUAUCUCUUCAGUCUUGUGGGCUCUGGUCACAGCUGGUACUCCUCUUCUGGCCCACUUAGGUUCUCACACCUUGGCUCUCAUGGCUCUGGCCAGAUUCCUCAUGGGAGUACUGCAAGGUGUUUUUUUCCCGUCUUUGGCCAGCCUUUGCUCACAGCACGUGGUGGAAGAAGAGAGGGGUUUUUUAAUGAGCACCAUGAGCAGUGGUAGCAAUCUUGGAAUAUUGCUAGCAGGUGGAUUGGGGUCCCUGAUGCUGGACCGGUACGGCUGGGAGAGCAUGUUCUACAGUAUUGGUUUCCUUUCCGGACUCUGGGCACUCAUAUUUUGGCUGUGUUUAAUAAAAGGUUUAGAAGUUGCCCCCAAGCAGAUGGAAACAAGUAAUGACACACAAUGGAGUUUGUCAAGAACACGCUUGCUGAGUCUUUUUAAGAAGCCACCUGUCUGGUACAGCCUGCAUCCUUUAAUCCUUCACUCUUUACCAAUACAGGAUUGUUUGAGUUUUCAGCCUAACCCCAUUUCUACAUCUGUCUUUGUCAUCUUCUUUCUCAGGGCCAUGAUGUUUACUCACAUGUGCGCGUCCAGCACUUCCUACACGUUAUUGUCGUGGUUGCCAACGUACUUCAAAGAAUCAUUUCCAGAUGCCAUGGAAUCUGUGUAUAAUGUAAUUCCAUGGCUUGUUGCAAUUCCAUCAGCACUUGCCGGAGGAUGCAUAUCAGGUGCUCUCAUCAACCAAGGAUAUAGUGUAGGAUUGGUGAGGAAGAUAAUGCAGUUCUUUGCCAUGGGCGUAUCGAGUGUGUUUAUUAUGCUUCUGUCUGGAGCCGUGCCAUUUACCUCUGCUGUGAUUUUCGUUUCCGCUGCAAUUGGUCUGUCCACCUUCAGCAGCAGUGGUGUGAGUGUGAACGUACAAGAUCUCUGCCCAUCAUGUGCUGGUGCCAUCUACGGUUUUAUGAAUAUGUUGGGUGCUUUCAUUGGACUGGUGUUGGUCUUUGUCUCAGGUUACCUGAUUGAGGUCACGUUGUCGUGGACCACGGUGUUCUCCCUCCUCACUUUAGUGAACGGCACAGGCCUCGGGGUUUUCCUCAUCUUUGGAGAAGGUCGUCGUGUCGACCUGUACGAUUACAAAAAGGUUACUUUGAUUUGACCCAGACAUACCAGUCUGCAUCUGAUUUGUGAGACUGGACAUUACAUUUCAAUUUUAAACAGUUUGUCAAAAUUAAGAGUUGAUUUUGAAUCCCUCUUUGCUGAAACUGGCUGUGAACAAUGCACAAACAUAAACAACAGUACAGUAUAAUGUAGUGAAAUAAUAGUUUUGAUUGGUAUAAAGUUGUGUUUUCUUUGUCAUUGUUUUGACAAUGGAAUCACAUGUUUACCAAUCAUAAAAGUACGUGAAAACACCACAACCUUCUCCAUUUGAAAAUGAAGUAACUUGAAUAUUGUCUAAGUUGUUCUUCUCUUGUGUUUACUGUAAGUUAAUGAUCAAAUCUUUUCUAAUUUCCUGGCUGCUGCAUUUCUUUUUGUUUAAGUUGGACGUUAUGAACUGGUCAAUGUCCAAAUCUACUAGAAUUAGUGCAAUUAAUGAGCGAGGUGACAACAAAGACUUUUUGUCCUGAGGACUUGACUUCACUGAAAAUAUUUAAAAACAGCUCUUUAUAAUGAUGUUGUUAUAGAUAUUUAUACAACUGAACACUCUUUUAGAAAGCAUUUCCAGUUCCAUGCUAUUGUACAGUUGUUCUACUUUUGUUAUAGAUAGAAAUGUGAAGGGCUGUAAGUUGUAAAUGUCCAUCUGUCUUGCCUCUGUUCUGAACAGAUCGAGAAAACAUGAGAAGAUUUUGUUUAACGUCAUAGACAUUGUUUCAGAAUCUGUGUUUUAAAGACAGACAGAAAAUGUCUUUUUAAAACAUUUGUUUUUCUGAAAGGGAGCUUAAAUGAAGUGAAUUAAUUAUUAUUAGGAAUAAACAUACAACGCAUACAGUAUUCCUCCAAGAAUUCAGACCUGUACACUUUCUUUCACCUUGUUUUGUUACAGCCUUUUGCUAAAAUUUUAGAAUACAUUUUUUUCCUUCAUCAAUUUAUACUCAAUACCCCAUAAUGACGAAGUGAAAACAGGUUUAGAACAUUUUGCAGACCCUUGUGUCAAUACUUAGUUGAAAUGCAUUUGGGGUCUUCUUGGGUUUGACACAAGCUUUGCACACCUACAUUUUUGGGUUUUCUGCCAUUCUUCUCUGCAGACCCUUUCAAGCCAUCAAUCAGACCAGAGAAUCUUGUUUCUCAAAGUCUUGGAGUCCAUCGUGUUCGUGUCUUUCCUGAUCAUUUCCAAUCAGUUCAAUUUACCACAGGUGGACUCAAAUCAAGGUGUAGAGACAUCUCAAAGAUGAUCAAGAGAAAUGGGAGACACCUAAAUAAAAUUUCAAGCGUCAUUGUAAAGAGUCAGAAUACUUAUGCCAAUGUGAUAUUUCAUUUUUUUCUCUUUAGAUACAUUUGCAAACAUCUCUAUAAUCCUGUUUCUGCUUCGUCAUUAUGGGGUAUUGAGUGUAGAAAGCUGCAACAUACCAACAUGUGCUAAAAGGUGAAGGGGCCUGUAUGUGACUCAACUUCUGUAAUAGAUACUUAUGUCUUAAGAAGAGAAUGUCAUUUGGACUUUUUUGACUUUUGUUUGCAACAUGUCUUUUAUGUCUUAUCUGUAGCAUUUGAAUUUUAUUUAAUAUUUUUGUGUAUUUAUUAAAGGUCAAGGUGACAGUGAAUAGAUGCGGUGUUUAAAAAAAUCCUUUGAGGAGAAGUUCUUUCUGAUAAUUAAAAAAAUGUGAAAAAAAUCACAUCUGGGACAAAACGCCCCCUAGUGGUGUCUUUCCUCACCCCUGUUUUGUUCUAGUCAGAGUUUUGUUA